AUGGAUUUAGCCACGCCCUCGCCGUUGCUUGUUCCGGCUGAUGAUACCCCGGCGGCGAAAAUGGACAAUAUAAUGUCCUACAUGCAGAUAAUGGAUUCCAUGGUAACUCGAUCCCCCCCUCCUCAACCCAACUUCACCAAAGGUCAUUUUUAUUCCGCCGAUAUAGAUGGGAAAGAGGACACGGAUAUCGUUCCAGCUGGCAGCGACAAUGAGCAGGACGAAGACUUCGUUCCAAGAGUCGAUAAUGAGCAGCCACAAAUAGUCGCACUCUACCCUAUUGGGCCGGACACCUCUAUUGUCGCCCUCAAAAAGAUUAUUACAGAAGUCCGCGCAACGCUCGCCACAGUUGCUAUACUGGUCACUAGGUUAAACGUCCCCAGCAGAAUCGAGCUUUCGCCAGCUGACGUCGAAGCAGCGAUCCAGCUAUUCAUUCGAGACACUUUUGGGCUACGUGCCAGGCAACGUGCUAUAGCGCUAAUUCAAUACGUCAAUAACAACACUAUUAGUACCGUUGAUAGCCGCUUUGGCGAGCGUGCUACUAUUUCCACCCAGAACGAAAAGCAACCAGCCCAGCUUCGGCGCUUCUUCGCUACUCUGGCCACAUUCUCCCGGUCAAUAUAUCAUACUUCGAGUAUUUAUUCGGACAAUCGGAAGAGUGUAGUUGCAGUCAACUUGUACUCCUCGUAUCAGGAGCUAUUACAGAUGAGAGUCCAGGCGUACAAGAAGAGCCGGAACGCUCUCCAGCGGUUUUUAGAAUCGACUAGAAAGGUAUUGGCUACUGGCCGUGGCGUUGCCACUAUCGUCCACGAACAUCGCCUUGGGGCAACGUAUCUUUCCCCACUCAUCGAGGCUGUCCCAAGCUCAGCGCGACGUUCUAUUCUACAAGACUCGGCCUUGCUGGAAUUUGCCCAAAUUAAAAUACCUGUUGCACAGCCAGCAGUUGAGCAGGAAACUGCUGCUGUUGCCCCUGUCGUUGUGCCAAAUCCAGUGGCAAUUAGCCCACCUGUUGUUCCAGUUAUUGCGCCAGCUCCACAAGCAGAAAGUGGAAAGGAACUUGACUCUGACACAUGGGAUUACGUCAAAGAUAUCCUGAGGUAUAUUGAGACAGAAGUGGCGAGCCCUGCAAAUGACUUAUGCGAUGAAUGCAUAGAUGACCUUGGAGAUCUAGUGAGAAUUUCAAUGGAGACAAGAGAAGAGACUGAAGGAACGAUAAUCUUCAUCUACCACCUAUGCAAGGACGACGAAUCCCUAGAGAAAGCAUGGCUCCUUGAAACAAUGCAAAAUGUCUGGGCUCCAAACCAACAAAUCUGUGCAGCUAGGAGAGCUGGUUACCUCGGCGAACUCAAAUAUAACCAUGUACCAGAACUAUUGGGUACUAUUGAGGAAAACCUGGAGUCACUUGGGCAGGAAUUGAGGGAGAAUACAAAGAAAAUCACCAGGGAGGACAUACUUCAAACUGUGCUGCACAAUGAGGAGGUAGCCGAAUGCCUGAGAAUGGAGAUGCUGAUGUACUGA
Messenger RNA from Venustampulla echinocandica, 1515 nucleotides. RefSeq lists its product as uncharacterized. The record is from RefSeq and is a predicted model, not a curated record. NCBI's taxonomy places the organism in Eukaryota, Fungi, Ascomycota, Leotiomycetes, Helotiales, Pleuroascaceae. The transcript is spliced from 5 exons. The coding region runs from base 1 to 1515 and encodes 504 amino acids.